CCUCCCCCGCCAAAACCUUUUGCUGUUCUCAUAUUGUUCUAUACGCAAACGAAGAAUCCAGAUCGAUAUUUGAUACCCUAUAAGAUUCAAACACCCCAUAUUCUUCAACUAUUUCUUCAGCCUCAAAAUUCCCAGAUCUACACGUAUUCAAUUGUAGUAUUUUCUACUUGUUUCCGUCUGAUGGGUAGUCGUUACGAUCCCAAUCCAUUCGAGGAAGAAGAACUCAACCCAUUUGCGAAUCAAAGCCCUCAAGGGAGUGCAUCUGCUCAAUCAAAUUAUGCUGGAGGUGCAUUUUAUAUGCCAGCUGCUGGAAGUGUUCCACCUGCAACCUCAAGACUAUCACCACUUCCACCAGAGCCAGCUGGCUAUGACCGUGGUGCCACCAUUAAUAUCCCUCUUGAUCAGGAUUUCAGAAGUAAGGAGAAGGAACUAAAAGCUAAAGAGGCUGAACUGAAAAGGAGAGAACAGGAAUUAAAGAGGAAGGAGGAUGCUAUUGCACGAACUGGAAUUGUUCUUGAGGAAAAAAACUGGCCACCAUUUUUGCCUAUUAUUCAUCAUGACAUUCCAAAUGAAAUUCCUAUUCAUCUCCAAAAAAUACAGUAUGUUGCAUUCUCAACUUUUCUAGGUAUUGUGCUGUGCCUAGUAUGGAAUCUUGUAGCAGUGACCAUGGCCUGGAUUAAAGGGGAAGGUCCAACAAUUUGGUUUCUUGCUAUUAUCUAUUUAAUAGCAGGAGUUCCUGGGGCUUAUGUCAUGUGGUAUCGUCCUUUAUAUCGUGCUACAAGAACUGAUAGUGCUCUAAAGUUUGGAUGGUUUUUCUUGGCUUACAUGUUUCACAUUGCCUUUUGUGUAUUUGCUGCUGUUGCCCCUCCUAUUAUUUUCAAGGGAAAAUCUCUCACUGGGAUUUUACCAGCUCUCGAUGUGUUAACAUCUAAUGCUUUUGUUGGGAUCUUCUACUUGAUUGGAUUUGCAUUCUUUGCUCUUGAAUCAGUGAUGAGCAUUUGGGUCAUUCAGCAAGUUUACAUGUAUUUCCGGGGCAGUGGGAAAGCUGCAGAGAUGAAACGCGAGGCAGCAAAAUCGACUAUGAUGUCAGCAUUCUGACACUGUUAACACAGGCUUUUACAGCUAGCAACUAGUUUUUUUUAUUAAAUAUAUUUUUUGCACAAUUGGGAUACCAAAUGCUUAUAUAAUUGUAUGUUCGAGUGUCAUGAAACUCAUAGGAAAAUGAGUAAUGCAUUGUUUUUUUCUUUUUAAUUUUUUGAUUUUUUAAUCUGGU
Messenger RNA from Lactuca virosa, 1273 nucleotides. Lineage: Eukaryota; Viridiplantae; Streptophyta; Magnoliopsida; Asterales; Asteraceae. The record is from the annotation of a GenBank genome assembly.